GAACGCGAUGCGAGAGAUUUGCGAGGGAGCUCGGCUUCGGCGGCGGACCGUGGGUCGCACCCACCCACCCACCCUUCAUUUCAGUUUCAACUGAGAGCGUGAUACGUGUCCUGCUGGGGGAGGCGGAAAGCCUACUACACUCCUGAAGUGCGGAAAUCCAAAGUGUGUUGUGUUGCGUUGCCUGAAUGCCUGCCCGCCGCCAAAACCCAUAAACCCUACCCUCUACAGCGCCUCCGUCGCUGCUCCCGGCGGCGAUGGGGGGUGGGCCGCGCACGUUCCCGGGCGGGCUGUCUAAGUGGCAGUACAAACGCAUGCACGAGAAGCUGGCGCGGCAGAAGCAGCGGGGGCUCCUCCGCCACGAGAAGCAGCUCUACCUCGCCCGCCUCCGCUCCGAGAUCCGCGCCUCCCGCCUCCCUGGCGCCGCCGCGGAAGCUCCACCGGGGGGCGAGGGGCCCACCUCGUCGCGCGCCCACAUCCGCGCCCUUGCCGACCGCUUCCGCAGGCCCGGCGCCGAGGACCUCUGGAACGAGGACGACGGGCCCCUCCGCCGCGUCAAGCGGCCGCCCACUGGGAUCGCGUCGGGUGUCCGGCACCAGCAGCAGCAGUUGGACUCGGGGAAGCCCCGCGGAGGACCGAGUUGGGAGGACCUGACCUCUCUGGAUCAACCGAGGCCUUUAGACAGGGGAAAAGGGCCGACCUCGGCCGCGUUCAAUCCGAGAAGAGAGUACCUAACGGUGGUGGCGCCCUGGUGCCCGCGUUGGGAUCCGCGACCUCUCGGUUUCGUUGCUCCCAAAAAGUCUUAUCCGGUGAUGACUCGUUGCUCCGUGAGUUGCCAGCCAUGUGUCGACCUGAGGCCAUUGGUUGCUAGUGGGCUUACUGAGGAUGGGAAUGGAAGGAAGGACACGCCAUUGGCACAGUUUAAUCAGGAGAGGUUCUACUCGGUGGCUGCGAGGCGAUUCGGCAGGAAAUGGAGACCAGAUUCGUCGGACCAGGAUGACAAGGGCACGUCUGCGCCCAAGAAGAAUCUGAGGUUCGGAAAAAAGUUUGGGGCUUCGAGCGAAGAGGAUUCAGAAAUUGACGAGUCUGGGGACACAGGUGCCAUCAGGAGGAGGUGGAGCAGUGCUGCUCUCAGGAACUGCGAUGUGAAGAAGGAAAGGCGGGUGCUCAAGUCUUACGAGGAGGAAAGCAAUGAUCUCGCGGGUAGAAUCCAAGAGCUGCGAGAGGAGAUUAGAAAUAGGGAGGUUUUGGGCACUGAGAGGAGGCGUUACGAGUCCAGGGGUGAAUCUCUGCUUACCAGUAAAAGAUUUGAUCAGUGUGGUGUCUCCGCGCUGACAGUCAAAGCACUUACUGAUGCUGGAUAUGUACAGACAACUGUGGUUCAAGAGGCAGCUCUUCCUAUAUGUCUUGAAGGUAAAGAUGUUCUUGUCAAGGCCAAAACUGGAACCGGCAAAAGUGCAGCUUUUCUGCUUCCUGCAAUUGAAUCAGUCUUGAAUGCUAUGAAGAGCAAUACAAAUCAGCGAGUAUCUCCAAUAUUUGCUCUUGUCCUAUGCCCUACAAGAGAGCUUGCUAUUCAGCUUACAGCUGAAGCAAAUGUCUUGUUAAAGUACCAUGAAGGAAUUGGUGUUCAAUCUCUUAUUGGUGGCACUAGAUUCAAGCUUGAUCAGAGACGAUUAGAAUCUGAUCCAUGCCAGAUUUUAGUUGCAACACCUGGUAGACUGCUGGAUCACAUUGAAAACAAAUCAUCAUUCUCUGUUCGUUUGAUGAGAUUGAAAUUGCUUGUGUUGGAUGAAGCUGAUCAUUUGCUAGAUCUGGGUUUCCGUAAAGACAUAGAAAAGAUUGUCGAUACCUUGCCACGUCAAAGACAAACAUUGCUCUUCUCAGCUACUAUUCCAAAAGAGGUUCGAAGAGUUUCACAGCUAGUAUUAAAGAGGGAUCACGUUUUUGUUGACACAGUGGGCCUUGGAGCUGUUGAAACCCCAACUAAGGUUCAGCAGUCAUGUCUUGUGGUGCCACAUGAGCUGCAUUUUCAUACGGUUCAUCACCUGCUUCGAGAGCAUAUUGAUCGUGAAGUUGAUUACAAGGUUAUUGUUUUCUGCACGACAGCCAUGGUGACUGAGUUUAUGUAUAUCAUGCUUCGAGAUUUGAAGUUAAAUGUCAGGGAAAUUCACUCGAGGAAACCUCAGCUCUAUAGAACUCGCAUAUCUGAAGAGUUCCGGGGCUCUAACCGCAUAGUUCUCGUAACGUCAGAUGUUUCUACUCGUGGGGUGAACUAUCCAGAUGUCACCCUUGUGAUUCAGGUUGGUGUUCCUCCCGAUAGAGAGCAUUACAUCCAUCGGCUUGGAAGGACUGCAAGGGAAGGUAAAUCUGGCAAGGGAAUUCUUUUGCUUGCGCCAUGGGAACAAUACUUCUUGGACGAGAUAGGCGAUCUCCCGAUUGACAAGUAUCCAGCACCAGACAUUGACCAGGAGAUGAAGCAAAAGGUUGACGAUUCAAUAGAGAUGGUUGACAUGAGCAUCAAAGAAGCAGCAUACCAUGCGUGGCUGGGUUACUACAACUCCAUCGCUGACAUAGGUAGAGAUAAAAGAAUGGUUGUUGACCUAGCAAAUCGAUUUGGUGCCUCGAUUGGCCUGGAGAAGCCUCCAGCGAUAUACCGGAAGACCGCUCUGAAGAUGGGGCUCAAGGAUGUCCCUGGGAUUCGAAUAAGGAAAUGACAUGUUCCUCCACAGCAAUAAGGGACCUUUUAGCCUCGACAUUGGAUUGGAGGACAUGUAAUUGAAUUGGGUUCAAAAUAUACAAAAUUACUCACCUCUGUUGCAAUGGCCUAACUCCUUAAAUGCAUCUUCGAUUUCUUUAA
Messenger RNA from Zea mays, 2854 nucleotides. Its product is annotated as DEAD-box ATP-dependent RNA helicase 48. Gene Ontology annotation, molecular function: RNA helicase activity; nucleic acid binding; ATP binding. Lineage: Eukaryota; Viridiplantae; Streptophyta; Magnoliopsida; Poales; Poaceae. The transcript has 10 exons. The record is from RefSeq and is a predicted model, not a curated record. The coding region runs from base 255 to 2711 and encodes 818 amino acids.